AGGUAAUUCGAGAGCAAGCCAAACAAUAUCGAUGAAGAGAAAAUGAGAUGGAUAGUCAAGGUAAGAAAAACCGACGGUAUAAAAUUUAUAUUAGGGAGCUAUAGCAACGGCCACGGCCACGGCAACAAGAAUAACAAAAGGCAAUAGGCUCAAUCAGAAACUCAUAAGGGCCUGAAACGUGUCACGCGCGUUCAAUGCUCGUGGAUAUUCAUUUUUCAGUUCUAAGUACCAUAUUUGAAAACCCUCGCUGCGGCCUCAAAAAAGCAAUAGGUUUAACAAGAACUUUGCACGUGCAUCACGCUUUUUUUGUACAUUUCUUGACCGUCACUGCACGACUUCGACAUGUAAGUGCCCUUUUAUGGAGGGCGAAAACAAUACGGCGACUUUCUUUUUCUUUUCCUGAACUUCAGUCUCUAGACGAACUGAACGAGAAGAAAUCAGCGCGAGUAAGUUUGAAGCAGCCCGAAUACACAUUUUAAGGGACGUUUUUGUAGCUGUCGCCAUCGUUGUUGCUUGAGUUCCGUCAGGUUCCCUCCCGACAACUCGGAGUAAAAUGAUGUCACGUCGUUUACGAAGUUUGAUUGGUCAGUUAUCUUUCGACCUCGUUCCAAAUAUAGUACUUGCGAAAACAAAUAUAGCCCUUAUUCGCGAUACCCGCCAUUUUUGCACGCGCUCCAGGAUUGAUCGCGGUCGAGUUGUUUAUCCUCUCAAAACAAUAAGACUAUUUUAAUUUGCAAAAUGUACAGUUCAAGUUUCUGGUUAUUAUUUCUUGCUGUGAGGACCUCUACCGUCGCUACUGCAUUAAGAAAAGUGACAACGAUCACUUCUACCUAAAACUUGCCAUUGUCUUUAAGGUAAAAAGUCCCUCAUUUUCUGUUGCCUUAAAUAAACAAACACAACCGCAAUUUCUCGUAUUGGCAGAUUUUAUCACUUGUUUGCUCUCCUGAGAAACCACGUGACGUCACUUUUAUCCCAUCAGUCCUUAUGCGCAUGCAAAAAUGGCGGGCAUCGUGAAUGAGGUCUAUUCACGAGCAUCAAACAAAGCAACGACAGUUACACGUUUCAGCCCCUUAUGAGUUUCUGGUUCAAUAUAAAGCAAAACAACAACUCUGCACGUGUAUCACGCUUUUUUGUGCAUUCUUUUUGCCGUCGUUACAGGACGUGAACACGAGACAACGAUUUUUCUUUUUCUUAAAAGGUACAAGCCUUUACGAUUCAGCUCCAGAACAAUUCGCCACCAUUUGACAAAUGGAACGAGAUGGAAUAAGAACGUAGAAGUUUGAAGCAGCGCGAAUUCAUUUUUUUGGGUAACGUUUUCGCUGCUGUCACUGUCGUUGAUGCUAAAGCUCCUUAAUAGCUCUUUCUUUCAUGUCGAAAUGAAAAGCUGUUGGGUAUAGUGUGAGCUUACCGGUCGUUUCGAUACAAGUUAAUUCUUUAGAGGUGUAAAUAGUUUCCAGUACUUGGCUUAAAGAACGAAGAAUAUUCACCCAAAAUGUUUUUCUUCUUCAACUGCAAACUUUACUUGAAGUGAUCGAAAUUUUGUGCAAUUUCACUGCUCGAGUUCCUAUCGAAAUGACUGUAUCGUGAUGACCGGUGUCCUAGUGUAGAUAUAGCUUCUAGCUUCCUGGAGGAGUAGUCAUAAAGUGAUUUGUAAACUUUUGGCGCUAAACAGUUUUUUUGUUAGUUUGUCAUGUGACCUCACGCGCUGUGGGGGGAUGCCACUUUUUAACAAAUUUUGAUUUUAUUUAGUUUCAAAUCACUCUCUUUACUUUGCAUGUUUUUGCGUCUUUCAGUUAAAAUUGUGUUUCUUCGACAAGAGAGCCGUCAAGGAGUCUUAUGUAAAGAUGGUUGUAUUAAUUCUGGUUGCCGGAAUAACGCUACAUUUCAAUUGGAGUAAUGACCUUGUCGGUGAGUGUUUAAACGUUUGCUAAAGCUUUGGAAACUCCCUUUGUUAUGUUAAGUUCUUAAAGGGCAAGAAAGAAAAAAAAGGUUUUGUUUUCAUAAUAGUACAUCAUUUAGCUUAAGCAGUACAGCGUUGUAAACUUAAAAGCGAAAUAUAGGAAAAAUUGACGUUAUCAUGCACUGCUUACCUCAACGUUGAUACUCGUCAAGGAAAUUUCAACGGUAUUUAGUAAUCUACACUUGACUUCGCUAGCUCCCAACUUGUGCCGCUUUCUUUCCAGAUUUCGUUUAGCCUACUAGCUGUCGGGAUCGUCAAAUCAGUGCGCACAUUGAGGCGGGCUAGAUUCCAUUGGGAUCGAAGUCUUAAGAUUCCGCGCAUCUGUAGAUCUACAAGGGUUCCUGUUCUGCACAAUUAAGAUUGUUUUAUUAAUUAUCUAGCCUCGAUUACCAGCCGCUGUUCUGAAAAAUGAAUCCGCCCGCCCGCGCUCAUUUCCCCUGAGACCGAAGGGAAACGGCGGGAAUAGAGCCUGUGCUUUUCCUGUUUAUUCCUCUUUUUGUUUAAACGUUCGCUGGGCCGAAUCGUCGCUCCCCUCUAUCCCCCACGCAGCGAUAGCUCACUUUUGUGCCUUUAAGCAUUUUGCAAAUGGACGCAACAAUGUUGGGAGUUGUUGCGUCCGUUUGCACGUAGCUAAAAGUUUGGCCGGUUUCAAACUUUGCGCAACAACUCCCACCAACUCGCAACAACAUGCAACAGGGUGUGCAAAGGGACACAACAUGUAAAAUCCAAAAAUGUUGCCGCGUCCGUUUGCACGGGGCUUUACGUAGCUCUACGUAGCUCCCACGGGGCCUGCGCUCUCACUGCAUUGCAUGCUUUCAUAUUUUGCGUGCUCCUUUAUUUCCUUUAUACUACUUUACUGACACUUAACAUCAGCCUUUUUAAUCGUCGUGGCUCUCUCUUUUAAGGUAUGAACUGCAAAUCAAGCUGCAGUGAAGACGACGUUUUGUCUUGUUCGCAAAAUGGAGCGGAAGUAAUCACGAAAUCAAGUGUUAGGGAAAUAGGGAAACCAAUCAGAAGAAAAGGUAACAUUGAACAAACAAACUGUCCUGGAAAUCAAGAAUAGUUCCGAAAAAAUAUGACAACUUUAGUCCCUGGACCAAGAUACAGCUUUCGGCUGCUUCUGUAGCCCUGAUCACUCUCUAACCGCGCCCACCUGGCGAGGUUUUAAAGAUUAGGAGCCCUUUACAGCCUGGCAGGUGUGCGAAAAUGACCUCCCUCUAAGAUUAAGUUUCGAAUGGAAGUUUCCAGGGAGUUAAAUCUCAAUGUUUGUUCAAAUGACCGCUACGGAGCAGUAUCGAAGCAGUAUCAGCAGGUGCUUCUAACUUUUGAGUCUGUGGAUGAAAUCCUAAAGUGUGACCAUUCAAAUGAAAGCUACUGAGCAGUACUUUCCUUUGGUACUGUUUAUUAUGCUGUUCAAGGUGGUUCUAACUUUUGCGUCUGUUGAUGAAAUCCUAAAGUGUGACCAUACAAAUGGAAGCUACUAAGCAGUACUCCCCUGUGGUACUGUUUAUUGUGCUGUACAAGGUGGUUCUAACUUUUGAUUCUGUGGAUGAAAUCCUAAAGUGUGACCAUUCAACUGAAAGCUACUGAGCAGUGCUUUCCUGUGGUACUGUUCAUUUUGCUGUACAGGGUGGUUCUAACUUUUGAGUCUAUGGAUGAGAUCCUCAAGUCUAACCAUUCAAAUGGAAGCUACCCACCACAUACCCAUCCAGCCACCCAAUGAAAUAACGGACGAAUGUUUUCAAUGGCUUCUCGUAUGGGCUGAUACUUGCAAUCUAAAGCCAUGCUUUCAUAAAAUUUUCUAUGUUGCUACCAUACGUCUUUGUUUCAAUUCCGUGAUGAACAAUUUUCUUUCCAGGUUUUUUAACGAUAGGAAUUCCAACAGUUCAACGGGUUUUCAAAAACAAAACUGCAAGUUAUCUGGUAGAAACCUUAAAUUCGCUCUUGGCUGGUAUCUCCGAGGAAGAUCUUGCAGACCUGUUGAUCGUCAUUUUUCUGGCUGACACCGAAGAAGCACCGCGAGAAGAAGUUAAAAGUGUACUACGGUUAAAGUUUAUGAAGUAUUUGGACAUGAAUUUAAUUCAUGUGAUUGCUGCUCCGGCUUCCUUUUAUCCUCAGCUAGAGGGCCUAACACAAACGCUAAAUGACAGCCCCGAGCGAAUCUACUGGCGCUCAAAGCAAAGCAUGGACUAUGCAUUUAUAUUUCACUAUUGCCAAGGGCUUUCUCAGUAUUAUUUACAUCUGGAAGAUGAUGUCACAGCUGAACCAAAUUAUAUGACGCAAAUACGGGAUUUCAUUGCCCGCCAAGGCGACGCAAAGUGGGAUGUAUUGGCAUUCAGUGGAUGGGGCUUUAUUGGGAAGCUUUUUCAGGACAAAGAUCUGCGCAAAUUUGCUCGAUAUAUCACAAUGUUUUAUAACGAAAUGCCAGUCGAUUGGUUGUUAUAUCUCUAUGCAAAUCUACAAGCCGGACAGGGCAUAUUAGGCGAUAAGGAACACAACUGGGAUUCAGAACUCUUUCAUCACAUAGGUCACCAGUCUUCCUCUCUCGGUACCUGA
This is a messenger RNA of Porites evermanni, 4516 nucleotides long. Lineage: Eukaryota; Metazoa; Cnidaria; Anthozoa; Scleractinia; Poritidae. The record is from the annotation of a GenBank genome assembly.